CGAGAGGAGCGCCUAGAGCGGACGGCCCGGCCCGCCGCUCCGCCCCGCCUCUUCCCGCCUCCUCUGUCCCGGAAGUUGAUGCCGAGCGCCCGCUCGCGUGCUGUCACUAGGGGAGUAGCCAGAACCAGCGAGAGGCGCCGGGCUCGCGGACCGCCGACAUGCCCUUGGCUAGAGAUUUACUCCAUCCCUCUUUGGAGGAGGAAAAGAAGAAACAUAAAAAGAAACGGCUAGUUCAAAGUCCGAAUUCUUAUUUUAUGGACGUAAAAUGCCCAGGUUGCUACAAGAUCACCACGGUUUUCAGCCAUGCCCAAACAGUGGUUCUUUGUGUAGGCUGUUCUACAGUUUUGUGCCAGCCUACAGGAGGGAAGGCCCGACUCACAGAAGGCUGUUCCUUUAGAAGAAAGCAACACUAGUGACCCACACAACCUCCUGGAUUUGUGUUCUCACAGAAAGCCUUAUCAUAAGUUCAGUGAUUCUAGUGAAUCUACUAAGAUAAUGUAAUUUUGUUUGAUUUUAUAAGGUAUACAAGUUAUCCCCUAUUUUGAUGUCAGUUUUUCAAUAAAGUUUUGAUUAUGGGCAAAUCCUCUCUUUUUUUUUAAAUGUGUGUGAGUGUGCCAUGUAUAUGCUGUGUGAAUCUGCAUUAAAAAUUUAAAAGUGUGUUCUGGGCCAGUGCUGUGGCGCAGUGCAUUCCAUAUGGGUGCCAGCUCAAGUCCCAGCUGCUCCACUUCCUGUCCAGCUCCCUGCUAAAGUGCCUGGGAAAGCAGCAGGAGAUGGCCCAAGUGCUGCUUGGGCCCCAGCACGCUCCACAUGGGAGACGCAGAAGUUGCUGACUCCUAGCUUUCGUCUGGCCCAGCCCUGGCUGACGCUGCCAUUUGGGGAGCAAACCAGCAGAUGAAGAUCUCUCUCCCUCCCUCAAACUCUCUGAAAUAAAUCCUCAAAUUAAAAA
Oryctolagus cuniculus (rabbit) is the source of this 946-nucleotide messenger RNA. It is a transcript of the gene RPS27L, whose product is annotated as ribosomal protein S27 like. Gene Ontology annotation, biological process: translation. NCBI's taxonomy places the organism in Eukaryota, Metazoa, Chordata, Mammalia, Lagomorpha, Leporidae. Gene Ontology annotation, molecular function: structural constituent of ribosome. The record is from RefSeq and is a predicted model, not a curated record. Gene Ontology annotation, cellular component: ribosome.